AUGGCUACCUUGACUGUUGAACAACAAAUCAAUCAACUGAAUGACGCUCGGAAACUUGUGCUCUCAGAUGCCAACUAUUACACUCAGAUCAUUCAAGGAAUAUUACCAAUUAUUGGACCGACGGCGAGGGUAGAAUUGAGAAGAUGGGGUGCAGAUUUCCUAGCAGAGACCUUUUCAAGUCCAACCAUACCUUCAUCACAGAAAGAAACUCUGAGCUUGGUCGUACUUGAUACAUUGAAGGAUAUGAUUGAGAAUCCGCACGAAGAUAGUGCAGUGGUUAAGAGUAUUGUGCAAACAGCAGCUAGCAUAUACCCGCUUGUCGUUCGAUGGAUCGAUGCUGUACUUGUUGAUGCAACUUUGAAUUCCCUUUCCAUUUUAAUUCGAGCCCGUCCCCAUAUUGCAAAUAAAAUUUUGAAUGUUCUAUUAAACUUCAAUCCCCUGAAACUUGCCAAUUCUCCAAUGACCCCCAAAUUGCGCGUUAUGGUUAAAUCUAUGGAAAAGACUACUAGAUCACUACUCACCCAUAUCAGCAAGCGGGACCCCCACAAUCCUCUCAAUGGGCGAAUCCAGCAGUAUGUUGAAAGAAUGAUGCGCUCCAAAACAGAAAUAUUUGAUGAGGCAAACAGAAAGCGUGGACCCCCAGAACCGGUGGACGGUCUAGAUCCCGCCAAACGACAAAAGCUCGGUGCCCAAGUUACACCUCCAGCUCCGAAUAGACUCCAUAUACCACCAUUAGCACCAGGAAAUCACACAGUUGCCGAGCUCUUUACAAUCACAACCGAUGAAGCUCUAAAAGGAUUUGAUGUUGCGCUACUAUCAGAAGAUCUAGUUGUUAAGAUUGGUAUAACAAUCCUCCAGAAGAUAGAUACUGACACCCUUGAACAAGCUAUCAGUGGUGUGAAAGGUAGGCUUCAAGCUCUCUCGGAGCCUAAAGCUGAGGAAAUCAAUGCCGAAACGGCUCCCUUGGGCGUAGAAGAUGAUGAUGAUGACUACGAACCCGAUUUCUACAAUGCCGAGGACACGGAACAAAUUUUGAACAAAUUAGAUAGUUCACCACCCGAGGAGCUUAAAGUGGAUAUCGAGAAGGUUGCCAAUGUGGCUCUUGGACCGUUCACGUUGCCCGCCCCUCCUUCUUUAAAUGCCGAGGAAGCGGCGCUGGUUGGCCAAGGUACUGUUUCUCGAGUUUUCGGUGUGAUGCAGACUUUAGAUGAACCUGUCGCAAGAAAGGCAAAGGCUGGCAUAAAUAGGCUGGCAGCUAGUGCGUACGACAGAGAUGCAUGGAUCACUAUCAUUACACGCUUAGCAACGCGCGCUGGGGCUGGUCUCGAAGAACCCUCUGAUGCUGUCAAAAUGGAAUCACCAGAUGUUGAGCGAUUAUCAUUAAGUAACACUAUACGGCAAUCUCUUCUUGUGUACAUUCUCGAAGAUUUCCGAAAACGAAUCGACAUUGCAGUUGCCUGGCUGUGCGAAGAAUGGUACAAUGACAAAGUACAAAUGAAGCUUGGAGAUGGUUCAGCAGUGUUGCAUUACGAAAAAUGGACACUCAAGGUAUUAGAUGGAAUUUCCAUCUAUCUUGAUGCGAAAGAUAAAGUUUUGACUAGGUUCUUGAGCGAGAUUCCAGGAUUGAGCCCAGAGGUCUUGAACAAGAUUAAAGGGCUUUGCAAAGAUCCCACGAUGGUCAAUCUGUCGCUUACUAGUCUACUGUAUUUGGUCAUGAUGCGACCACCGGUCCGAGAAUUGGCCCUUGAUGCUGUGGAAGAUAUUUGGAAUACAUAUGAGAAUGCUAAGCCCAUUGCCGCCAAAUACCUCAAAAAAUGGCGGCCAGGAUUUGAGGAGCGGUUACUCAAAAGCGAUUAG
Sclerotinia sclerotiorum 1980 UF-70 is the source of this 1857-nucleotide messenger RNA. RefSeq lists its product as hypothetical. The coding region runs from base 1 to 1857 and encodes 618 amino acids. The transcript is spliced from 5 exons. The record is from RefSeq and is a predicted model, not a curated record. Lineage: Eukaryota; Fungi; Ascomycota; Leotiomycetes; Helotiales; Sclerotiniaceae. Gene Ontology annotation, cellular component: mRNA cleavage and polyadenylation specificity factor complex.